This is a messenger RNA of Hibiscus syriacus, 2443 nucleotides long. Its product is annotated as phosphatidylinositol 4-phosphate 5-kinase 5-like. The coding region runs from base 1 to 2304 and encodes 767 amino acids. Gene Ontology annotation, molecular function: 1-phosphatidylinositol-4-phosphate 5-kinase activity; ATP binding. The record is from RefSeq and is a predicted model, not a curated record. Gene Ontology annotation, biological process: phosphatidylinositol metabolic process. NCBI's taxonomy places the organism in Eukaryota, Viridiplantae, Streptophyta, Magnoliopsida, Malvales, Malvaceae. The transcript has 8 exons.
AUGAACAAAGAGCAAAGUAGUGUCCUGAAAGCAUGGGAGGCCACCAUGCGCAAAACACAGGCGGCAAAGAAGCGCGCCAAUAGCAUUUUCGGGAUAACAUCCAUGGCGAAUGUAGCUCAAAACGAUGUUGAAGAAGAUAAAAGUGUUAGAGCUUCCGAUGAACCAUGUUUUUCAGAGAAGAUUCUCCCGAAUGGGGAUUAUUAUACAGGGCAAUGGCAUGAUAAUUUCCCUGAUGGACAAGGGAAGUAUUUAUGGACAGAUGGGUGCAUUUAUAUAGGAGAGUGGCGUAAAGGCAAAACUAUGGGGAGGGGAAGGUUUACUUGGCCCUCUGGUGCUAGUUAUGAAGGGGAGUUUAAGACCGGAUAUAUGGAUGGAACCGGUGUAUAUAUAGGUGCCAAUGGGGAUACUUAUAAGGGACAAUGGGUGAUGAACUUGAAACAUGGUCAUGGCCUAAUGCAUUAUUCGAAUGGGGAUGCGUACGACGGAGAAUGGCGCCGCGGUUUACAAGAAGGCCAUGGGAAAUAUCAAUGGAAGAACAGGAACUAUUACGUGGGAGAGUGGAAGAACGGCGUGAUUUUCGGCAAGGGGACUUUUAUGUGGAGCAAUGGGAAUAAGUAUGAAGGAUUUUGGGAAGAUGGCUUGCCGAAAGGAAACGGGACUUAUCAAUGGCCUGGUGGUAGUUUCUAUGUAGGGAAUUGGAGUAAAGAUCCAGAUGAACAGAAUGGGACGUAUUACCCUUCCGAGACUUCUUCAGCUGCAGAUCUCGAAUGGGAUCCCUCGUCGGUGUAUAACGACUUGGCGAGUUGCAAAAUCUGCCACGGAGAAAGGGUUUCUAUCAUGCCAUCCCAAAAGAGACUAGCAAUGUGGUAUUCAACAAAGGGUGUGGACAGGCCGAGAAGACCGUCGGUCGACGGGAGGGCGAGCGUAGGUAUAGAGCGACCAUUAGAUAAAACCAGCUUAUGGGAGAAUGAUGGUGAUGGCAAUAGUUUAAGAGAACCGAUAAGGAAUUUCGAUUACGAGUUGUAUGAUGAUACAAACCCGAAGUUCAACCUUGGAUUACCUUUGAAAGUACCCAAACUAGGCAAAAGACAGGGGGAAACAAUAUCCAAAGGUCACAGGAACUAUGAACUUAUGCUUAAUCUGCAACUGGGAAUCAGGCAUUCUGUAGGAAGACCAGCACCAGCUACAGGUUUCGAUCUCAAGGCUUCGGCAUUUGACCCGAAGGAGAAAAUCUGGACUAGAUUUCCUCCUGAAGGAAGUAAAUACACUCCACCACAUCAAUCUUGUGAAUUCAGAUGGAAAGAUUAUUGUCCAGUAGUAUUCAGGACUUUGAGGAAACUGUUCAAGGUAGACCCUGCAGAUUACAUGAUAUCUAUUUGUGGGAACGAUGCACUUAGGGAACUAUCCUCCCCAGGUAAAAGUGGUAGCUUCUUUUAUUUGACGAACGAUGAUCGAUACAUGAUCAAAACAAUGAAGAAAUCCGAAACGAAAGUGUUUUUAAGGAUGCUUUCAGCCUAUUAUAACCAUUGUCGAUCAUUUGAGAACACCUUGGUAAUAAAAUAUUACGGCUUGCACAGCGUAAAACUCACUGGCCCUGCUCAAAAAAAGGUUCGAUUCAUUAUCAUGGGGAACCUCUUACGCUCCGACUACACAAUCCAUAGACGAUUCGACUUGAAAGGGUCUUCAUUAGGACGCAUAACAGAUAAGCCUGAGUCCGAGCUCGAUAAUACUACCAUACUUAAGGAUCUUGAUCUCAAUUUCAUAUUCAAACUACAAAAAUAUUGGUUUCAAGAGUUUUGUUGGCAAAUCGACAGGGACUGUGAGUUUCUUGAACAAGAAAGAACAAUGGACUAUAGUCUUUUAGUAGGUCUUCACUUCAGAGAAAUAUCGCCUAAUGGAGAGCUAAUUCCUUGUGAAACACGUAAUUCAUCUGGCAAUUCACAGAAUGAUGCAACUCAUCAACUUCCCAGAACAGAUAUGGAUCAACUUCUUCAAGACCCUAAGAGUUGGGCUAGCAUCAAGCUAGGCACUAACAUGCAGGCAAGAGUCGAAAGAAUGAUAAGGAAACCCGAGCUCGAACUACAGCUUGUCGGAGAACGGACGGGAGUGUGUUACGAAGUUGUAAUGUUCUUCGGCAUCAUCGACAUACUUCAAGAUUAUGACAUUACCAAAAUGCUCGAGCAUGCGUAUAAAUCCAUUCAGUAUGACCCGACUUCGAUAUCAGCUGUGGAUCCAAAGCAGUACUCGAGACGAUUUCGCGACUUCAUUUUUAAAGUUUUUGCUGAAGACACUUGCAGUUUUUAGCUGCGAACAUGCAGCGUGAUGUUGUCUUCCAUAAGUCUAUGGAUUGAGUCAGCUAUACGUUUAAUGGUAAUCCUCAUUUAUCACAAACAAUUGUUGUAGUAGCCAUUGUUACAAUAUUAUGUCAUUUAAUUUAAAAGUA